CACCCGCCGCAAGUGACAGUUCACGAGUGAAAUUUUUGGAAAUUAUGAAGUAAAAUAUUUUCUAUUUACGGUGUUUAAAUGACAGCAGGAAAAGAAAACAUGGGUGAGCAGCCAAUCUUCACGUGCAAGGCUCACGUGUUCCACAUAGACCCGAAGACCAAGCGCUCGUGGAUGUCGGCCAGCUCGGCCGCCGUCUCGGUGUCCUUCUUCUAUGACUCCUCGCGGAACCUGUACCGCAUCAUCAGCGUCGAAGGCACUAAGGCCGUCAUAAACAGUACCAUAACUGCCAACAUGACGUUCACGAAGACCUCCCAGAAGUUUGGGCAGUGGAGCGACGUGCGAGCCAACACUGUGUAUGGGCUCGGUUUUGCCUCAGAAGCCGAGUUGGGCAAGUUCAUAGAGAAGUUCCAAGAGGUGAAAGAAGCGAUACAGGCGCAGCAAUGCGGUGGGGCUGCCAACAAAGGCGUUGCUAAUGGCAACAGUGGCGCUUGCACGCCAGUCGCCAGUGCCACUGCCAGCCCGCUACUGGCGGCGCGGGCACAGCCCGACGAGCCCUGCGUAUCGCCUGCUCAGCCACCAAAACCGGAGAAUGAUGAGAUGAUGGUACACCAGAGAGCACAUUCUGUUUCAUCGUCAUUGCAGGGGGGAUACGCGACCGUAGGACGAGCACCUCGCCCCGCCCUCCCCUCCACCGACACGCCCCCUACCGACCCCGAGCAACAUCUGCGGUACGAGAACGAUCGCCUCAAACUAGCAUUGGCACAAAGCUCGGCGAAUGCCAAAAAGUGGGAGGUAGAACUCGCAACCCUGAAGAGCAACAAUCUGCGUCUGACGGCAGCCCUGCAGGAGAGCACCGCCAACGUGGACGAGUGGAAACGACAGCUGCAUCAGUACCGCGAAGAGGUGGCGCGCGCCAGGCACUACGCGGGGAAAGGCGCUGAAGCGAAUGAAGUGGAGCAGCUGAGGCAGCGCGUGGCCCAACUUGAAGCAGAGUUGGCCCAGAAGAACGAGGAACUGGCCCAAAUCACCAAGUCCAAGAAGAGCGAACAGGACGCAGAAGCUAAACUAGCUCAGAGCCAGCUGGAGCUCGCGUUAGCAGCUGCGGACGGGCAGCGGCAGGUGCUGCACGCGCUCAACGAGCAGCUGGCCCGCCAGCUGGAGCAGCUGACAACGAUUCACCGCGAGAUAAACACCGCGUUGCAAACAUGAGACUCGGCCUUACCGCCGCCGCCGCCAAUAUACGCGUCCGUGCUCAAAGACCGACGGCCACUACCCCUCCUCCUACAAACUACCACCAAAACACAACCGCAACCGCAACCGGCCGCUUCGCAACCGCAACCGACCGUUACGCAACCGCCGCCGACAACUACGCAACCGCAACCCCCUCGGAGGGGCGAGGAACCGACUUACGUCACGGUGAAGGCGAAGAAAUGAAGAGUGCUAUCGGUAUUUCGCAAGGUGCAUGAGCCUUUUUAAACCGUUAUGUGUUUUAUGUUAAUUGUGGUGGUUUCGGUUGACUUCGCUGUGGUUCUUUGUACCGAUUAUUAUUAUUUGGGUAGAUAAAACUAGUUUUUACGGGUUAA
Chilo suppressalis (striped riceborer) is the source of this 1583-nucleotide messenger RNA. The record is from the annotation of a GenBank genome assembly. Lineage: Eukaryota; Metazoa; Arthropoda; Insecta; Lepidoptera; Crambidae.